Grammomys surdaster is the source of this 3488-nucleotide messenger RNA. It is a transcript of the gene Zscan20, whose product is annotated as zinc finger and SCAN domain containing 20. Gene Ontology annotation, molecular function: RNA polymerase II cis-regulatory region sequence-specific DNA binding; DNA-binding transcription activator activity, RNA polymerase II-specific. The record is from RefSeq and is a predicted model, not a curated record. Gene Ontology annotation, cellular component: nucleus. NCBI's taxonomy places the organism in Eukaryota, Metazoa, Chordata, Mammalia, Rodentia, Muridae. The transcript is spliced from 9 exons. Bases 320 to 3412 code for a protein of 1030 amino acids. Gene Ontology annotation, biological process: regulation of transcription by RNA polymerase II.
GACGGAGUUCCCGGGCCGCCGGCGCCAGGACUCUGCGUCCCAGCAUCCCCUGCAGGAGUCCGGGAGCACUUCCGUCCUGUUGUGAACUUCCUCAGGACAGGGAGUGUCUGGAUCAUCUCCACUUUCCUUUGUCCAGCCCAGGACAGUAAACACCUAAUGUUGAACAAGCAAAUGAGUAAAUGUUUGGCGAAUGUGGACUAAAGACUCUCAGGUCUUGGGGAGCAGUCCCUCCCCAGGAGUCCGUUGAAGGACACAUUGCUAAUGCAGGAAGCCACCACCGGAUGAGGACAGCCCUGCUGAAGUGAAGCAUCCAGGCCAGAUGAUGGCUGUGGCCUCGCCUCCACCAGAGCCAGAAGACCUCUUGAUUGUGAAGCUGGAGGAGGACUCGUGGGGAUCAGACUCCAGACCCGAGGAGGAGAGCCAUGGCCCUGUCCCUGGCCCUGAAGUUUCCCGACGGUGUUUCCGUCAGUUUCAGUACCGGGAUGCGGCUGGACCCCACGAGGCCUUCAGCCAGCUCUGGGCCCUCUGCUGCCGUUGGCUGAGACCUGAGCUUCGCCUCAAAGAGCAGAUCCUGGAACUGUUGGUGCUGGAGCAGUUCCUGUCCAUCUUACCCAGGGAGGUGCAGACCUGGGUGCAGGCACGACACCCUGAGAGCGGAGAGGAGGCGGUGGCCCUGGUGGAGGAUUGGCACCGAGAAGCUUGGGCUGCUGGACAGCAGGGACUGGAGCUAUGCUCUGAAGACUCCAGGUCCUUCGAAGCAGUUCAGGAGUUCCAGAGGUUUCAGCUGCAGCCAGUGGCCCACUGCUCUGAGGGACAGCCUCGGAAACAGUGGGUGGAGAAUACAUGUCCUGGCCUUUCCAAGAUACCACCUGAGUCCUUGAAAGAGAGUGCUGUCUUUACUCCCCAAGCCCUAGCUGUUCCAAGGACAGCGAGCAUUGGCGAUUGGGAGGUGGCAACCAAGUCUCAGGAAACCCUGAGCCCCAGUAGACAAGCCAAGGAGGAGCCCUGCCUGGACCCUGCAGGAGGUGAUUGUGGGAACGGUAUGUGUCUGGGAGUUCCAGCUUCAAAGCCAAGUGUCACCUCCCAGCAUGAGCAAGGACCAGAGAUUUUGGGUCUGAGCCUUAUAAAUUCUGGGAAUGGGAGCACUGCAGAGGAUAGCCUGGACAGUGAGCAAGACAAGCCAGCCCAGGCAGCAGUCUGGGCAGACUCAAGGGCCUGGGAAGAGCCAUGCCAAUGGGGUGCGGAGGACAUGAAGGUGUCAGGUGUUCACUGGGGCUAUGAGGAAACCAAGACUUUCCUGGCAAUCUUAAGUGAGUCUCCUUUCUCCGAAAAGCUCCGGACUUGUCACCAGAACCGGCAGGUAUACCGGGCUAUCGCAGAGCAGCUGAGAGCACGGGGCUUCUUGCGGACUCUGGAGCAGUGUCGCUACAGGGUCAAAAACCUUCUACGGAAUUACCGGAAAGCCAAGAACAGUCAUCCACCAGGGACCUGCCCCUUCUAUGAGGAGCUGGAAGCCCUGGUGAGGGCUCGGACAGCCAUCCAAAGAACCACAAGUGGGCCAGGAGAGGUGGUGGCACUUCCCAGGCUGGGUGACAGCGACACUGAGAUAGAUGACCAAGACGAAGGGAACUGGGAGCCAGAGGAGGCCACGGAAGACGGCAGUGGUUCUGGCCUGGCUGCCGAGGAGUCUGUUCAGGGCCCCAGGAUUGCAGGGGGCCCAGCUCUGCUCCAGAGCCGUGUUGCAGGCGUGCACUGGGGCUUCGAGGAGACCAAGGUCUUUCUGGCAAUCCUCAGUGAGUCCCCCUUCGCUGAGAAGCUUCGCACCUGUCACCAAAACAGCCAGGUAUACCGGGCCAUUGCGGAGCGGCUGCGUGCGCUGGGUUUCCUGCGGACGCUGGAGCAGUGCCGAUACCGAUUCAAAAACCUUCUUCGAAGCUACAGGAAAGCCAAGAGCAGCCGUCCACCAGGAACCUGCCCAUUCUAUGAGGAGAUGGACUCACUGAUGAGGGCUCGAACUGUGAUCAGAGCCAUGGAGACGGUAGAAGACCCAGGUCUUCCUGGAUCUGGGCAGAGUGGUACUGAGGCAGAUGACCAAGAGGCCUGGGGGGAGAUGGAAGAUGAGGAUGCCAUUAGGCUUCUGACUCCAGAUCCCCAGACUCCAGAUGCAGGUUUUGAAUUGAAGCAUGAAGAUGAAGACCAGAUUUCAGAGCAAGAUGUUUUGGAGGAUUUGCCUGGGGCCUUAUCAAGAUAUACCACUAAAGCUGUUUGCCAGCCUCAUGACUGGGGAGAGGAUCAUGAGAACGGAAAUGAAGGGGAGUGGAGGAGCACUCUCCCAUGGGAUGAGUGCUCCUCUGAGGAGGACUUAGAAAAACUCAUUGACCACCAAGGCCUGUACCUCACAGAGAAACCCUACAGACGUGACACACGUGUGAAAAGCUUCAGUCAGGAAGUGCAUUGCUUGGCCCCUCACCAGAGCCAUGCAGGUGAGAAUCCCUACAAGUGUCUUGCCUCUGGGAAGAGUUUUAGUGACUGUGCCAACCUCAAUAUCCACCAGCGACUCCAUACUGGAGAGAAGCCAUACAGAUGCCUGGAGUGUGGGAAUGGCUUCAGUGAACCUUCUCACCUCCUCACCCACCAGAUAGCCCACAGAGGGGAAAAGCCCUAUAAAUGUGGGAUGUGUUGGAAAAGCUUCACCCAGAGCUCAAACCUCCUGAGACAUCAGCAGAUCCACUCGGGAGGACCUCCUGACCAUCAAGAGGAGCCUGGGGAGCAUCUUGGCCAAAGUCCAUCAUUUAAUGCUUACUGGAGACAUUCUGCAUGGGAGAGACCCAAACAACCUGAGGAUCUCAGCACGGGUGCAGACUCUCCGGGAGCCUAUCACCCAAACUCAGGGGAGAGGCUGUACCCGUGCCCCGAAUGUGGAAGGUGCUUCUCUAAGAGCUCCGCCCUCAUUAGUCACCAAAGAAUCCACACAGGCGAGAAGCCAUUCGAGUGUGGCACGUGUGGGAAAAGUUUCAGUAAGAGCUCCAGCCUGGCUAACCACCAACGAACUCACACCGGCGAGAAGCCACACAAGUGCUCCGACUGCGGGAAGUGCUUCAGCGAGCGCUCUAAGCUCAUCACCCACCAGAGGGUCCACACGGGAGAGAAGCCCUACAAAUGCCCCGAGUGUGGCAAGUUCUUCCGAGACCGGUCCAACCUCAUCACCCACCAGAGAAUUCACACGGGAGAGAAGCCGUAUAAGUGCAGAGAGUGCGGGAAGUGCUUCAACCAGAGUUCCAGCCUCAUCAUUCACCAGAGGAUCCACACCGGGGAGAAACCCUACAAGUGCACAGAAUGCGGCAAAGACUUCAACAACAGCUCCCAUUUCAGUGCCCACCGCAGGACCCACUCGGGAGGAAAAGCGUUGUAGGCCACACCUCCUCCUGACAGAAGAGCAAUAAUGUGUAUCUAUACCUCCCACAUUACUAAAACACGCUAGAAAGAAA